UGAGCGACAGUUCGAGAGCGUGUGUGCGUGGUUACAGUAUUAAACCGGAUAAAAGUCUGAAGAUAUCUCUCAGUGCGGAGCUAAGUAGAUAUAUAACAGAAGAGAUGUGAAAAGUGUAUGCAAAUCAGCGUAAUUUACCAUGGGACACAAUGCAGGGUCCAGCUCCUGACUCCUGAUUUGGCUUAAAAGGAUUAACCACGACAAUCGCUGAAAUGUUAAAUAUUCAUGAUCUAUGGAGCGGCACCGUUAUUUGUGUCACUGUAUUUAAAUGCCUUUAACUCUUACUUUCACUUUCAUAAUAAUCGAUAAAAAACUACGGCGUUCGAAGGUCCUUAGGAAAAGUUAUAGGCACUUGAUGUAAAACAGCGUCUGACAUCAAUCUGUAGGAAAGCAUGACUGCACCUGCUGUAGUAAGAAUUGUGCUGUUAGGAAAAAAUGGAUCUGGGAAGAGCAGCGCAGGAAAUGUCAUCCUGGGGGAAGAGAAGUUUGAAGUUUCAUGUGGUCCUGAUGUUGUAUCACAAGACUGCCAAACAGAAGAAGGAAACUUAAAUGGCAGAAGGAUUUCAGUAACCGAGAUACCAGGGAUAUUUCACACUGAGAGGCCUGAAGAAGAUCUGAAGUAUUCCAUAAUACCCUGCCUCACUGAGUGUGUUCCUGGUCCACACGUCAUCAUCUUAGUGCUGAGAGUGGGAAAAUACACCAAAGAGGAGAAACAAUCUGUGAAGAUGAUACUGGAGUGGUUUGGGAAGGAAGCCCUGAAGCACACAGUUGUCCUCUUCACACAUGGUGAUGAUCUCGGAAGAAACCAGACCAUUAAAGAAUUUGUAGAGAGGAACAAGGAUCUGAAGGAACUUGUUGAUAAGUGUGGAGGUCGAGUCCAUGUCAUUGACUGUAAGCAAUGGAAAGAAAAUGAUGAUAAAAAUGUACAACCUGUGCACCACUUGGAACAACUAAAGAAAAUGAUGAUAGAGAAGGGAAAAGCUGGGGAAUUACAGACUGUACAGGAAGUGGAGGAACUGAAGAACUGGCUAUUGGGUCAAAGAUCAUCAGCAUCUGAUCAGGAACCAGGCCAAGGGUCAGGAAGACCUACCAGUUCUGGUGGAAACCUGCAUGGAUCAAUGUACAGGAGCAACAGCUUUCAGAUUAAACAGCUGCUGACAACCAUAGACACCAUGGUGAGAGACAAUGGAGACAGUUAUUACAGAAAUGAAACACUUCAGGUAAUAGCAGAAGCUAUAAAAAGUGAGGUGAAUAAGAUAAAAGAAGAGCUGGAUGAGAGAGGAGAGAAAGCAGAGGAGUCUGAGAUCAGGAGAAGAGCAAGAGAAAGAGUGAGGACCAAGACUCAGAGAUCCUUAGGAGGAGCUAAUGUUGGGGCAUUACUGGAGGCUCUGCUGGGUUUAGCUACAAGAUCAAAACCAUUUAUAUUCAUAUCUGGAUUCCUGGGGGUAGUAGUAGCUGGGUUAUACAAAUACUUAACUUACCAGAACUAAGGAAGUUACUCCGGCAUUAGGGUCAGGGGCUGCAAGAGGAGAAGGGGCAGAAUCUGGGGCAGUUGGGGCAUUAAGGCCAAUUCAUGUUUCACUUUUCCUGGUAUGCUUUCCUUUGUGCACAGAGUAAGAUAAUGUAAUUUCCUCAUCAGGGUUAGUGCCAGAAAGAGUCCUUGCACAUAACUGUCCAUGGAUUGUAAGCACAUGUGGAAAAGUGAAUCAUGAACUAGGCUUUAGGGAAAGGAGCAGCAGCUAGAAUGGAGGUGGGUGUAGCUAUAGUGAUUCUGGUUACAGUAGGGUGAAGUAACAAAAGUUACAGAGAGGUCAGACAUUCCAAAAGAUUUGCCGAAGCACUGGCUGCUUUCAGUCCUAGGGCUGGGCAAGAAAAUGAUAACGUUAGUUAUCACAAUAUAAGGAAAAUCGUUAAUUAAAUAAAAAUUACAAAGCUUCAUACAUAUUUAGAUAAAAAAAAACAGUUUACAUUUAGUUUACAACUUACAGUAACAUAAAAAAUCUCUCAGUUCACCAAUUCCACUCUCCCCUGUUAGGAAGGACCACUCUCCUGCUCUGAAUUAAGAAUUAUGCACCUACAGUAGAUCAAAUUUUACAACAUACUGCCAAGUAUACCAAUAUAUACUAAGAUCCCUGAAAAAGCACAUGGGUAAAAGCCAUAAUGACGGUACCUCUUAUCCUUAACUCUGAACAUAUACAAAAUGCUAAAGGAAACUCACACAAGAGGUGUAACAGUUGUGACAGUUUAAACAAAGCUAAUGACUGGUCAUGUUAAGGGUACUUCACAGGUACAAAUUCUCAUAGAAAUUACAAAAAUUUACCAAUUUAUCUGCAAAAUCCAAAACCUCUAACAUCAGCUCUAGUUCCUGCCAGUCCUCAGAAGACGUUACAGGCAGAUCUAACUGUAGAUCAAUGAUGAGAGGAUCCUCCCUCAGAUGAAGGGAAACAUAAUUUCUCUCUGUCUCCACAGAUCAUUUAGGAGUAAUGUAUUAUGGUCAACACUUUCUCGAAGCUCCUUUAAAUCCAAAAACUGGUCUGUCAGCACAUUAAUGACCGUCAGCUCAAACCUUGAAUUACAUUUGUUUACAUCAAUUAGACGUUCAAAAUCAAUGUAAUGAUUGCAGAAACUUCAAAAGUCAUAAGACUUGUCAACUGUGUGUAAACCAACUUGUAAACGUGUCUGAUAUGUUUAAAAGGAGUCUUACCUGUGCUUGUGCUGGCACUCGAAACUGUAUUACAACUAGUGGAUUUCUCCUUUUCCAUGCUAUGAUGUUCCCGAAUCCUUUUCGUGGUAGUAGAUGGGCGUUCGCUAUGUUUUUCAAAUAUACUGUAGGCACUGAUGGUGUCCUGACCCUUUGCCCCUGAUCCAAAUCAUCCUCUUCUGAGGAAACGGGUUGGUAUCGGGCUGAAACUCUAAUUUAGGGGAUAAAACAACAAACAAAACAAUUAUAAAUAAAAAUAAAUGAAUAACAAUAAAAUGCAAUAAUAUCUGCAUUUCUAUUGUACUGCAUGGAGCAGCAGAGCAUAAAAAAAAAUUUUAAAUAGAAAAAACUGAUGUUAACUAUAUUACCACUUCUCAAUUUAUUCAAAACUUGCAUUUGCCAAACUGCCAAUUAAUUUACUGCGAUGUACAUUUGAGCUCUCCUUCCUCUUCCUCAGUCCCCCUCACUGGCUUAGGAGUCCUCUCUAGCUCUCUUAAAUAAUUUAGGAGCUGAGACCAAGUCUUAACACUUAAGAAUGUUUAUGCAUGCCACUUAUUCUUAAGUCUGGGAGUAGGAUCAAAAUCACGUCACUCUUAGAAUUGUGACGCAUUUAAGAGUUAAAUUUUACUCUGAGAAGUUUUAUGCAUGCCGGCCCUGGUUUCACAAUACUGUAGUGCAAUAAUGCAUACAUCAAACUAUUAAUAGGCUAUUUGUAAUGUAACAGCAAAUGUAAUUAAAAAUACUACUUCAUGCUUCCAUCUAGCUACCAAAAGCCAUAAAAACAGGAGAAUGUUCAAUCUGUAUAUAUUUUUAAUAAAUCACAUGCAAGGCAUUCAGUUCUCAUUCUCAGUUGUCUGUGAUGGAAUCACUGGGUCCAACUCUGUGUAUAAGAGAGAGGAACUGAAACAGAGACAGUAUUCAAGAUAAAAGAUUGCUUGCUAAAAUAAAUAACAUGAUGUUGCAUGGUAAGUGAAAGUGUGUUUUGUGUGUGUGUGUGUUCACUGUUGAAAGAAAUGUUGAACACACUCAAACUUACAGGAUCCUUUUGUAAAUCUUGCUCUUGUUGUUUAAUUUGUUUCGGACAGCUCCUCUCAGAAGGUUGAUGUCUGUGUUUGGGAAUUUCUUUGAAGUGUAAUCUGCAAAGUAAU
Paramormyrops kingsleyae is the source of this 3849-nucleotide messenger RNA. RefSeq names its product GTPase IMAP family member 9-like. The record is from RefSeq and is a predicted model, not a curated record. NCBI's taxonomy places the organism in Eukaryota, Metazoa, Chordata, Actinopteri, Osteoglossiformes, Mormyridae. Gene Ontology annotation, molecular function: GTP binding.